Lolium rigidum is the source of this 1536-nucleotide messenger RNA. Its product is annotated as probable polygalacturonase At1g80170. The transcript has 10 exons. Lineage: Eukaryota; Viridiplantae; Streptophyta; Magnoliopsida; Poales; Poaceae. Gene Ontology annotation, biological process: carbohydrate metabolic process. Gene Ontology annotation, molecular function: polygalacturonase activity. The record is from RefSeq and is a predicted model, not a curated record. Bases 1 to 1380 code for a protein of 459 amino acids.
AUGCAGAGCCCAGGAGCACCUGAUGGUAGAUGGGCGGAGGAGAAGCAGCUCUUAGGUGCUCCUGGGCGAGGGAUCGUGGCCGAGAAGGAGUGGUUGAGGAGAUCGUGGCGAGAACGGAACGGAGGGAGUAGUAUUACUGCCUGUAUAUUUCCAACUUUAACUCGUUUCCAAAACGAGCACGAUUCCGUUCUGAAAUUGUCGAGGAUCUUCUUCGUGCUGCUGCUGCUGCUCGUGUUCACGGCCGUUCAAUCUGCAGCAGGUCGGCAAGGAAAAAGAUACAGCGUCAUGGAUUUCCAUGCUGCCGGGGAUGGCAGCACCGAUGAUGCAAAGGCGUUCGCGGCGACAUGGAACGCAACUUGCCGUGACACCAGCUCGCCGACCAUGGUCAUCCCUGGAGGAAGGACGUUCUUGUUAAGCCAGAUCAGGUUGAAUGGACCCUGCAAGUCGCCUGUCACCGUGCAGCUGGACGGGAACAUCGUGGCGCCAAACGCCAUCUGGACGACGACAGCAGCGAACCUCCUUACCUUCUACCGCGUCAACAACCUGACGGUGAACGGGAGUGGCCAGAUGGACGGCAAUGGCGCCAUCUGGUGGACUUGCUUCAACAAGAAGAAAUGUCGUGUCCGGCCAAUUCUGCUAGCAUUCGCAAGCUGCAACAACCUAUCCGUGAAGAACAUACACCUGAAGGACAGCCCAGACAAGCACAUGACCUUGUUCCGGUGCAGCCAGGUGCAGGUGAACAACGUCUCCGUCAGGGCGCCAGGCAAAAGCCCUAACACGGACGGGAUCACCAUGUCCUUAUCCGACCACGUUUAUAUCUCGAAUUGCUCUUUCAAAACCGGUGACGACUGCGUGUCGAUUCUAUCAGGGACCAGUGAUGUUAAUAUCACCAACAGCGCGUGUGGGCCUGGUCAUGGCAUCAGUGUGGGAAGCCUUGGAGGCAACAAUACGACAGCACUUGUGGAAAGGAUUACAGUAUCCAACUGCAGCUUUUCUAAAACUAUGACUGGUGUUAGGAUCAAAUCGUGGCAGGGUGGCAGUGGCAAAGCAAAUGGUUUCCUUUUUGAGAACCUCAACAUGACUGAUGUCCAAUAUCCUAUUGACAUUGACCAGUUCUAUUGUCCCCCGGGAAAUUGUCCGCCACAGGAUAGCGCUGUGGCCAUAUCUGACGCCAGGUUCAUCAACAUCCACGGGACAUCCUCCAACCCCAAAGCCAUCCGGAUUCUGUGCAGCCAGAGUGUGCAGUGUCGCGGCAUCUAUCUUGACAACAUUAACCUCUCCUGCUCUCGGCAUACCGCCCGAACACGAGCCACUAUUUCAAAUGCCUACGGAACCAUUGAGGGCACGGUGAAACCACAUGUACAGUUCCUAGGCGCUUGAUAAAGAGUACUCUCCGCUGUUUAACACACAUAACAAGUCUAGAUAGGUAGACGAAGGAGCAGCACAAUGCUACUGUAGGUAGAUGAGUGCCAUGUAAGGAGUAGAGUACCCGCUGAAAUUAGAUUGAUUCUUCUAUUGAUGCUUGGUGCUAUCUCA